AUGGCUACAAAAAGAGACCAUUUAAAGUCAGAAUUCAAAGGCAUUACUACAAAAGGGGCGAACGGGUCUCAUUCAAAUGUUAGAGAUCUAGCCGCUGCCUCUGUUGCUCAUAAUGAGUGUGAGAACGGCUCUAGCCAGAGCGAAGCCAUAGCGAUGCUGAAAAAUGUUGGAGCUGCUGCGGGAAUUGCCCGUUCAGUUGUUGCCAUGAAAGAGAACUCUGCCGAUCCCAAAUCGCUUCCAUCUUUCAUUACUUCCACAUCUCCGACUUCAAAGAAGAAAGUACUUAAUACGAAGCGUGCUGAGCAAAACAGAAAAGCACAGCAGGCAUUUCGCAGGAAGAGGGGGGAGCGAUUUCGAGAGUUGGAGAAAAAAGCACAACUUGUGGACCACUACCGAGAGAUCAUACAAAGUCUCAAGAAUGAAAUAGUGACUUUGAGAGAGUACACUUUAACUUUGCAAAGCAGGCUGAUUGAGCAUGGAGAUGGCUUGGUCGAGACAAGCAACAACUUACCGGCAGUUUUAUCUAGAGCGUACCUGGGAAAGCUAGAUAAUUUAGGCAAUUUGAAUGUCGACAAGGAUGACAAGCUGGGUGCAUAG
Messenger RNA from Komagataella phaffii GS115, 597 nucleotides. RefSeq names its product transcription factor. Gene Ontology annotation, molecular function: DNA-binding transcription factor activity. Lineage: Eukaryota; Fungi; Ascomycota; Pichiomycetes; Pichiales; Pichiaceae. The transcript has a single exon. Bases 1 to 597 code for a protein of 198 amino acids. Gene Ontology annotation, biological process: regulation of DNA-templated transcription. The record is from RefSeq and is a predicted model, not a curated record.